AUGUCAAGUCUAUCAAUUUGCUUCGAGCUCAUGUAUUGCAGCAAGGUGAUCUUCGACAGUCACUUGCAGCAUAUGGUUCGCCUGGUGUCAACCAAUCAACUUUCUCAGCAAGCUGUGCGACAAUGGUGCCUCACUCGAACCCCGUUCUGUCCUGCGUCCCCUCCUGCAGGCCGUGCUCGUUUCGAGGUGGACACAUUUUCUGGGGUUUGCGAUGCCCUCUUCCUUUCCAGUGGACCCAGUGUAGCAGUGCUCAAGGGCUCGAAGGUGCCAGAGGAUUUGUUGGGUGCAUUUCGCAAGGAUGUGAAGCAAAAAAUGCAUUUCAGCAUUCAAAUCACGACUACUCUACCAGUGUACAUCAAGGUUUUGGGAAGAAGUGUGAGAUGUGCAUACGGAACUUGGAAAUCCAGGGUGUUACUGAUUUGUAUGGGUGAAAUAUCGGCCAAGGUCUUCACCCGCUUCACUCCUUGUAUUGUAGUGGCUCUUGGGACUCCGUUCUUGGUAUCCAUAACGAAGAUAUUUGCUUCCCUGAAUGUAUACAAACAAUGA
Molecule: messenger RNA, 546 nt
Organism: Suillus discolor
Lineage: Eukaryota; Fungi; Basidiomycota; Agaricomycetes; Boletales; Suillaceae
Exons: 4
Coding region: 1-546 (181 amino acids)
Source: RefSeq, a predicted model, not a curated record